AUGUCGGAUCGAAGCCGCACCACACCGCCUGUUGCAGAGGCACAGCUCGCAGAGGAGCCCUCCAAGGUAGCAACCUGGGGCCUGCUCAGCGCCUACGGCUCAUACCAGAGUUACUAUGAGACAACCAUGCUUCCUGAUACCCCCACGGACAAGAUUGCCUGGAUCGGCACUAUCCAAGGUGUUCUGCUCAUCAUGGGAGGCAUUAUCACCGGCCCAAUCUACGACCGUGGCCACGUCCGCGAGCUCCUCGUCGCAGGCACGCUCCUCACCGUGCUCGGCGUCAUGAUGCUGAGCCUCGCCACCGAGUACUACCAGAUCAUGCUUGCUCAGGGCUGGUGCGUCGGCAUUGGCAGCGGCAUCCUCUACACCCCCAGCAUCGCCACCGUGGCCGCGACCUUCGGCCCCCGGCACCGUGCGCUCGCCGUUAGCCUCGCCACGUCGGGCACCGCCGUGGGUGGCAUCCUGUAUCCUGUCAUCUUCGUACGUCUGCUCCCCUCCCUAGGCUUUGCCUGGACUACCCGCGUCCUCGGCUUCGUCACCCUAGCCGGGCUCCUCGUUGCACUGCCCAUCAUCCUCCCAAGUGCGACCAAGGCCCGCUCCACCGCUGCUGUUGCCGGCAAGGCCCGCAUGCUAUUCGACCUGACUGCGCUGAAGGAGCCCAUAUUCAGCGUCUUCUGCUUUGCCCUCUUUUUCAUGUGGGUUGCGUACUGGGUCCCCUUUUUCCUGAUUCCCACCUUCGCCGAGUUCGCCCUUGGCGCCUCGGGCCCAUGGGCCUUCCACCUACUCGUCAUCACCAACGCCGCUACGCUGCCGGGCCGCCUGUUCGCCGUCUUCAUCAUCCAGCGCAUUGGCGUAUCGGGCGGCAUGCUCGCAUGCGCGGCCGCGUCAGCGCUAGUGCUCUACGCCUGGCUAGCAGUCCAUAGCAUGGCCGGCUUCGAGGCGUGGAUCGUCAUGCUCGGCGUCGUCAUGGCACCCCUGGCCGUCUUCUUCCCCGCCAUCAUCCCACAGAUGUGUCCCAGCAGGGAGGUGAUCGGGGCGCGCAUGGGCAUAGGCUCGGCGGCGGCGGCGUUGGGCGUCAUCCUCGGGGCGCCGCUGGGCAGCGCACUGGUCGACCUUGAGAAGGCCGAGUUCUGGAGGAUGGAGGUCUUUAUUGGCACAUGUAUGGCGGUCGGAGCUGUUCUGAUGACUUACGUCUGGUGGCAGCUGCGGAGGCAGUUGCCGAAAUAA
This is a messenger RNA of Phialemonium atrogriseum, 1227 nucleotides long. Its product is annotated as MFS general substrate transporter. The record is from RefSeq and is a predicted model, not a curated record. Lineage: Eukaryota; Fungi; Ascomycota; Sordariomycetes; Cephalothecales; Cephalothecaceae. Gene Ontology annotation, biological process: transmembrane transport. Gene Ontology annotation, cellular component: membrane. The transcript is spliced from 3 exons. Bases 1 to 1227 code for a protein of 408 amino acids. Gene Ontology annotation, molecular function: transmembrane transporter activity.